Messenger RNA from Vidua chalybeata, 685 nucleotides. RefSeq names its product 60S ribosomal protein L17-like. Lineage: Eukaryota; Metazoa; Chordata; Aves; Passeriformes; Viduidae. Gene Ontology annotation, cellular component: cytosolic large ribosomal subunit; ribosome. The record is from RefSeq and is a predicted model, not a curated record. The coding region runs from base 14 to 637 and encodes 207 amino acids. Gene Ontology annotation, molecular function: structural constituent of ribosome. The transcript is spliced from 6 exons. Gene Ontology annotation, biological process: cytoplasmic translation.
CUGAGAUAAAAAAAUGGUGCACUACUCUCUGGAUCCAGACAAUCCCACAAAAUCAUGCAAAUCACGGGGAUCCAACCUGCGAGUGCAUUUCAAGAACACCCGAGAGACGGCGCAGGCCAUCAAGGGCAUGCACAUCCGCAAGGCCACCAAGUACCUGAAGGAUGUCACCCUGAAGAAGCAGUGCGUCCCCUUCCGGCGCUACAACGGCGGCGUGGGGAGGUGCGCCCAGGUGAGGUUCAAGAUGAAAAUGUGGGAAGGAUGCUGUGUCUGGUCAAGAGGAAAAGAUGAUUUUGAGAUGGCCAAGCAGUGGGGCUGGAUGCAGGGACGCUGGCCCAAGAAGAGUGCGGAGUUCUUGCUGCACAUGCUCAAAAAUGCAGAGAGCAAUGCUGAGCUCAAGGGUCUCGAUGUGGACUCCCUGGUGAUCGAGCACAUCCAGGUGAACAAGGCUCCCAAGAUGCGCCGGCGCACGUACCGGGCACACGGCAGGAUCAACCCCUACAUGAGCUCCCCGUGCCACAUCGAGAUGAUCCUCACGGAGAAGGAGCAGAUCGUUCCCAAGCCAGAGGAGGAAGUUGUCCAGAAGAAAAAGAUAUCCCAGAAGAAGCUGAAAAAACAAAAGCUAAUGGCUCGGGAUUAAAUCUGCUCUGCCAGAUGUACAUAAAUAAAAUGAGAAAGUUUAGAUUUA